UAUCAUUUUAAUGUGGCUGAGGUAAAAGACAAAUCCCAUAUAAUAAAAUUGCGGGCGCCUGUGUCUUUGCGUCUGCGUUUCUGGCGUGCGUGCGUGCGUGCGUGCUGCUUCGGGUUUCCACUGUCGCCAAUCUCCCACACCACUAACUACCACUUACCCAGUCGGAGAGGGGCAACAACAUAGUGACCUGCCUUUGCCAAACAAAGCAGACAGCAGCAUCUUCAAGUGUUACUUACGCUACAUACGCUACAUACUCAUCUAACCCACUCAUCACAUUCAUCAUUCCAGUUGUGUUCUUUAAUCUGCUCCUAGGAACUUCUAGGCAUACUAGGACCCCGAGUACGGAGCUGAUCGCACAUGACUCCCCCGUACCCAUUCACCUCAUUCACCUCCAACUUCCUACAGAAUGCCGGCCAAGAACAAUAAUCGACAGUCGGCAUCGCAGGGCCCCGCACCUUCGAAGGCAACGGCAAAGUAUACCAACAAAGAUGGAACGAAAUACAUCUCUGUUCCCAAGUCAUCUGCCUCGACUCCGCCCGCUCAACCGUCGCCGACUACCACCUCGUCCUCUAGAGGUGGUGCCCCGACUAGUAUCCCAGCUACCGCUGACGUAGCCCCCGCGCAACCAGUGAAUCGCAAAAAGCAAAAACGUCGAGCGAAAGCUGCCGCUAAGGCUGCCGCCGAACAGGCUGAGCAGGCUGAACAAGCCGCGAAUGGUCUCCCUAGUCCGGCAUCCACUAGCAGUGCGCUUUUACCCGUCCCGAUAGAGUCGCAGAAGAAGGACCUACACAAUUCCCGCAACAUUGCGUCUAACGAAAGCCAUCCAUCCCACCAUCACGCCCACAUCCACAAUGGCGAAGAUUGGGGCGACGAGACCGAAAGUGAUGAUGGUGGCCAUUCCUUUAGCCAAACGACCAACGGGACUGCGCGAAAGUCCAAGAAGUCUAAGAAAAAGAAGAAGCAGAAGGGAAUAGUCGAGGAGCCGGUGAACGACCACCCCUCUGGCAUAUCAAAGGAAAAGAUAUGGAACACCUCCGGGCCUGAAGAGAGAGAGCGUAUCAAGCAGUUCUGGCUUGGGUUAGGAGAAGACGAGCGAAAGUCGCUUGUGAAGGUCGAGAAGGAUGCCGUGCUCAAGAAGAUGAAGGAGCAACAGAAACACACGUGUAGCUGUUCUGUUUGCGGGCGCAAAAGAACCGCGAUCGAGGAAGAGCUGGAAGGCUUGUAUGACGCGUACUACCAGGAGUUAGAAUCAUUCGCGAAUCAGCCUCAAAACCACCCGAAUGCGCCGCCCAUGUUUUCUCCGAAGAGAUUUGGUCCUAUCAGUGGCCUACAUCCUCCCGGCGCCUUACCGUCUAGAUAUUCGAAUCAUCAUCCCUCUCAUGGCCGCAUAGUAGAACACGUGGACAAUGAGGAGGAGGAAGAAGAGGAUGUCGAGGAGUAUAGUGACGUAGACGGAAUAGACGAAGAGGAGGAUGAGGACGAGGAUGAGCCAGAGGAGAUUCCCCGCGACCUAUAUCCGACCGAUUUCUUCAACUUUGGCCAGAGUCUCACUGUCAAAGGCGGCAUUCUUACUGUAGCAGACGACUUACUCAAGAACGACGGCAAGAAGUUUAUUGAGAUGAUGGAACAGCUAGCCGAGCGACGAAUGGCUCGCGAGGAAGAUGCCAAGGACCACUACGCAGGAGCCUAUGGCCACCCCGUUAACGGCGCGUCCCUACCUACCCCUCACAACCACCCGCCCCCAGAGGAUGAAGAGUUCGACGAGGACGAGGAGGAAGAAGAGGAGUAUGAUAGUCAAGACGAAGACUAUGAAGAGGAAGAGGACACAAUGACGGAGGAGCAACGAAUGGAAGAGGGUCGGCGAAUGUUUCAGAUCUUUGCUGCGCGUAUGUUCGAGCAAAGAGUCUUGACCGCAUAUCGCGAGAAGGUUGCGAGAGAGCGACAAGAGAAACUCAUCGAAGAGCUCGAGGAGGAAAAGUCACAGGAGAGCCAGCGACAGGCUAAGAAGGCAAAGGAGGCGCAGAAACGAAAAGACAAGGCUGCCCAGAAAAAGCAAGCCCAGCUUGAGGAAAAGGCAAAACGAGAGGCUGCAAAGGCUGCCGAAGAGGCCGCCCGCUUAGCAGAGGAUGCGCGAAGGACAGAAGAAGCCAGGCUCAGGGCUGAGGAGAAGCGCAAGAAGAAGGAUGCGCAGAAGAAGGCUGAGGAGGAGGAGCGGCAAAGAAAGGAGCUCGAACGACAACGACGCGCCCAUGAACUCAAGGAGAAGCAAGCGGAACAGGAACGAAAGAUCCGCGAGGCGAAGGAGCGCGAAAAGAAGUUAAAAGAAGAGCAACGCCGAAAGGAGCAGGAAGCUCGCGAGCUUAAGGAGCGCGAGACUCGAGAGCGAAGGGAAAAGCAUGAGAAAGACAAGAGAGACAAGGAGUUGAGAGCGGCUCAGGCCAAGGCGGAACGCGACGCCAAGGAAAAGACGAAGCAGGAAGAAAAGGACAAGGCGGCAGCCAAAGUCAUAACACCUGCAGCGCCCAUUCCUAUACAGCCGGCAAAGAAACAGCACCUGAUCUCCGUUCCUGCCAUUCCUCAUCAACCUACGAUGAAUCAUCCAUCCCCUCAAGUCGCCGUUGCGACUCCUGCUCUACCUAAAGCUCCCACGCCUAUGAAACCUCGGGCCGCUUCCCAAGAAGUGACGAGAUCAGUUUCGCAGGCUUCUCAUUCAGCCUCCGGUCCAAGUCAAAACGUGUCGCCGCAUGCUCUCACGCCGCUGCAUACCAGCCCUGGCCCCAUCGGCCCACCGAGAAAACCAUCAUCAACAGGACCCACUAGUGCGGGACCUCCGGUUCAACCGGCCUCUCCCCUUCACGCGGGAAUCAAGAGCCCGCCCAGUUCACAUCCUGGAUCUUUCAACAUGGGAAUGCCUCCUAUUGGGAUGCAGUUCCCUCCUGGAAUACCACCACAGAUGGCACCGGCCUUUAACCGAAUGCACGAUCCGAUAUUCCCGGCCCCCGCAAACUUUCGUCAUAUGGGCAUGCCGGUACCGCCAGGUUUCCCUGCCCCUAAUCCAAUGGUCGGUCGACCAUUCCCAAUGCCGCACGCGCCACCCGGGUUCCAUCAACCAUCAGAUCAACCAUUACCCGCAAUGCACCAUCAAGGCUUUUCCCCAGAGGGUGUAUCAGGGCAUCCACCGUCGCAUUCGCGCCACACAUCUUUUGAUGCUAACCCACUGGACUUGAAGGGUUCAAGUAGCAAGUCUCAGCCCAUUGGGAGACCAGCACCUAUUGGUAGACCUGGUAGUGUUGUCCACGGCCAAAAAAGCCAUGACCUGUCGGCGGACAUCGAUGACGUUAGUAAUCAUUUGGGCAGUAGUGCUCUAUUGGAUGAUUCAGAGGAGCAAUUUGGAGGCAUUGGUCCUUCUAGGCAAGGCACUGCUAUUCCUGGAGCCCUCCCUCCGUUCCCCAGUGCUCCAUUUAUUGAUCCAUUCCUUGGCUCGCCCAUGAACACCGCGUGGGGCCACCCGAACGUAUUCUCCCCGCCGCCCGGGUUCGCCAACCCAGCAUGGCCGCCAAAUGCUGCGUUCGGGUCUACGCCGCCUGGCAUGCGAGCCUCGCAGCCUCGACCCAUUGCUGUUCGCCAGAUGCUAGUCCGCGCCUGCAAGGACCUCGAGGCCCACGCUGCAGACUCGACAGGUUACAUAGACUUGUCCGCUAUCAAGGGGCACGUGGACUCCAUCAACCUCUCAGUAAAUGAACCUGUGUCAGAGGCGGAGUUAUUGGAGAUGUGCGAAACCGAAGGAAAUCCUCAGAAUGGUGGCGGAGGCUUCGACAUCCGACGUGACGAGAACAGUAGCAAGGUCUCUAUUCGAUUCGAAGCAGAUGGUGGAUCGGUUCCGGCUUCUUUCUCGCGAAGUGUGGGAGCUCCUGGAGAAAUUGGCAGUCCGGUCGUAGGAACUGGCUCGCCUAGCCACUUCUCGGGAGCUUAGGUAGGAUACCAAGGAUUCGGGUCACGGCCUGACCAUCUUGUGUCCAAGGCCUAGGAGGACUACGACAAUUGCAUGAGGAAUUUAUAAGGGGUAGCGGCUUUAUUGCC
Hypoxylon fragiforme is the source of this 4080-nucleotide messenger RNA. Its product is annotated as salt tolerance down-regulator-domain-containing protein. The transcript has 3 exons. The record is from RefSeq and is a predicted model, not a curated record. Lineage: Eukaryota; Fungi; Ascomycota; Sordariomycetes; Xylariales; Hypoxylaceae. The coding region runs from base 407 to 3973 and encodes 1188 amino acids.